This is a messenger RNA of Benincasa hispida (wax gourd), 2547 nucleotides long. Its product is annotated as putative inactive receptor kinase At4g23740. Gene Ontology annotation, molecular function: ATP binding; protein binding; protein kinase activity. NCBI's taxonomy places the organism in Eukaryota, Viridiplantae, Streptophyta, Magnoliopsida, Cucurbitales, Cucurbitaceae. The record is from RefSeq and is a predicted model, not a curated record. Gene Ontology annotation, biological process: protein phosphorylation.
ACAAUCACCACCAAAAAUGGGCCUCAAAGAAACAGCAUCAGCCAUCAAUGGCGGCAAUUCUACCAUUAAAAUAGUAAUUGGAGAAACCCCAUUUCAUAUCACAUGGACCCUCCUCCUGUUCCUUUGGCGUUUUCGUUCAUUUUCUGAUUUUCAUCAAUCAAUCAAUGCAAUCGACUGAGAAUACGAUUUUCUCUUUGUUUCGAGUUAUGUUGAUGGAGAUUUCUAUUUUUGGAUCUUGAGAAAGCUUCUGGGAAGUUUGAAAUGCAGCCGGCAAUUGAAGCAAAGAAAACUGUUAAAUCAUCCUCUUGGUGCUUAUUCAUUCUUGCUUAAAAAGCCUCAACUCUCAGUUUAAAAUGAGCUUCAAAAGGGGCCUCGAGCUUGUCGUCUUCGUUUUCUCUGCAGUCUUCUGUUUUGCAGCGACUUUUUAUCCGGUCAUGUCAGAGCCAAUCAAAGACAAGGAAGCUUUGCUUAAUUUUAUUAACAAGAUGGAUCAUUCACACUCGCUCAAUUGGAAGAAGAGCACUUCUUUGUGCAAAGAAUGGAUUGGGGUUCAAUGCAACAAUGCCGAAUCUCAAGUUGUAGCUCUGCGAUUGGCUGAAGUUGGCUUACAUGGUUCGAUCCCGAUCAACACUCUCGGUCGACUAUCGGGACUCGAAACUCUAAGUCUAGGAUCGAAUUACAUAUUAGGGCCUUUCCCUUCCGACUUCCAAAAACUGAGAAAUCUCAACUCACUCUACUUGGAAAACAACAAGUUUUCCGGUCCAUUGCCAUUGGAUUUCUCAGUAUGGAAGAAUCUCAACAUCAUUGAUUUCUCCAACAAUGCCUUCAAUGGGAGCAUCCCUCAAUCUAUUUCAAACACGACGCGGCUAACGACAUUAAACCUUGCCAAUAAUUCACUCUCUGGUGAGAUUCCAGACCUCCACCUUCCUAUUUUGCAGGAGUUGGAUCUUUCAAACAACUAUCUCACAGGGAAUGUUCCUCAGUCCCUUCAAAGAUUUCCAAGUCGAGCAUUCUCCGGUAACAACCUCGUCCAUGGAAAUGCCAUUCCUCCAGUUCGUCCUGGGCCAUCGCCCAAUGCUCAACCAUCAAAGAAAGGUACAACAACAAUUGGUGAAGCAGCAAUUUUGGGCAUUAUAAUUGGAGGUUCUGCAAUGGGGCUAGUAAUAGCAGUCAUUUUGAUGGUUAUGUGCUGUUCAAACAGAGGAGUAAAAGACAAGGCCUCAUCAAAACUGGACAAACAAGAUCUGUUUGUAAAGAAAAAGGGAUCUGAGACACAAAGCAACAAUCUCAAGUUUUUUCAAAGUCAGAGCCUUGAGUUUGACCUGGAGGACUUGUUGAGAGCAUCUUCCGAGGUGCUCGGGAAGGGGACGUCUGGGACGACGUAUAAGGCGACUUUAGAAGACGGUAAUGCUGUGGCAGUGAAGAGGUUGAAGGAAGUGAGUGUUUCAAAGAAAGAAUUUGAGCAGCAAAUGGAGGUACUAGGGAGCAUUGAACAUGAAAAUGUGUGUGGUUUAAAGGCAUAUUAUUAUUCAAAGGAUGAGAAACUCAUGGUUUUUGACUUUUACCAACAUGGAAGUGUCUCUGCAAUGUUGCACGUUGCGAGAGAGAAACGGCAGUCUCCUCUAGACUGGGAAGCUCGACUCCGAAUUGCCAUUGGCGCCGCCAGAGGAAUCGCUCGCAUCCACUCUGAAAACUGCGGCAAACUCCUCGUACAUGGAAACAUCAAGGCCUCAAACAUCUUCCUCAACUCCGACGGCUACGGUUGUGUCUCCGACGUCGGCGUCGCCGCUCUGAUGAACCUCAUGGCCCCGCCGGCCACCAGAUCCGCUGGAUACCGUGCUCCCGAACUCAAGGACUCUCGCAAAGCAUCUCAAGCCUCUGAUACUUACAGCUUCGGUGUCGUGCUUCUCGAGCUCCUCACUGGAAAGUUUCCACUGCAUACGAAGGGAGGCAACGGCGGAGGCGGCGGCGAUCAGAUUAUCCACUUAGUGCGGUGGGUGAACGCGGUGGUCCGAGAGGAGUGGACGGCGGAGGUGUUCGAUGUGGAGCUUUUGAGGUAUCCGAACAUAGAGGAGGAGAUGUUAGAGACGCUGCAGAUUGCGCUAUCUUGUGUAGGAAGAGUUCCGGAUGAUCGGCCGGCAAUGGCGGAUGUUGCAGCACGUUUGGAGGGAGUUCGCCGGGUGAGCGGCGUUGGAAACCAACCGCCGCCUCCGGCGUUGGAACGUGUAGCGGAGGAUUUGAUCCAGAUUCAGGUGAAUGUGGCUGAGGGUGACGGUGGAGGUCCGUCGAGAUCCGAUUGAGGAAUUCGGUUUUGGUUGAAAGAUCAUUGGGAUUGGAAUCGAGUUGUUCGAAACUGGAUGAACAAAUUCAACCAGUGGAUUUGUUUAGGUUAGUUUUUACUCGCUCUUCAAAAUUUGCUCAUUUGAUUGGUUCCUUCGGGUUUUGGGUUUUGUUCUUCAUCCUUUUUGUUUAUAAUAACAAUAAUUUAGUAGUUCCUGUAAUUUAUUAUUUUCACUAAAAAUGGGUUAAAAUUUUGUUUUCAUGUUA